Tuber aestivum (summer truffle) is the source of this 114-nucleotide messenger RNA. Lineage: Eukaryota; Fungi; Ascomycota; Pezizomycetes; Pezizales; Tuberaceae. The record is from the annotation of a GenBank genome assembly.
AUGCAUCGGCGUGGACUGGAGGGGCGCGAGAGGAUUCUUGGACCAGACCACCCAGACACCCUGUCAAGUAUCCACAACCUGGCUAAUACGCUGCGAGACCAAGGAAAGUACGAU